This is a messenger RNA of Macaca mulatta (Rhesus monkey), 3943 nucleotides long. It is a transcript of the gene TMPO, whose product is annotated as thymopoietin. Gene Ontology annotation, molecular function: DNA binding. NCBI's taxonomy places the organism in Eukaryota, Metazoa, Chordata, Mammalia, Primates, Cercopithecidae. The record is from RefSeq and is a predicted model, not a curated record.
UACAAGGGAUCAUAAAAAUCUACCUAACAACUUGCUAAUUAAAACCUGAUUUUUAAUUUGCAUUAUUGAGCUUAAUACCAUUGCUUAUAUAUGGAUACUGAGAUUUUUAUAAACUAGUUACCUCUAGGAAAAUAUCACUAAAAGAAGUAUCUCCUCAAUUUGAACAAAAGUAAGUCGCUUAAAUCAUAGGAAACAUUUUUAGUGAAAGCGUUUGUUUUAAAUAUAUUCUAACCUAACAGUGUAGAAAGCAGGCAAACCAAAAAAAAUGUAAUCAGUUUCUAAAAUAUAGUUUGGAGCUCAGAUUCUGGGGAAAUUAUUAACACAUUCUUGAUCCAAGGUCUCCUUUCUUUUCUAGAAUCUUUAAUCAUACAUAUUCAUCAGAAAUACAAAUAUUUGUCAUCAGUGAUACUAAUUUUCAGGCAAACAUUUUAAUUGCAGUCACUACCAGGUUUUAAUUUGGAUUAGUAAUACGGGUUUGAUUAGGGUUCUCGGCCUAAUUAUAGGUCACUAGGCUUCCUUUAGGAUUACGCAACAUCUGCUAUUUUAAAUUGACCAUUGAGGGGGUUCCCAAGGGUUCGGCUUCGUUUUGUUAUCAAACGUUAGUGGGAUCCAAAGCCAGGAUCGGUUUCAACAAAAAUGCAAGCGCGAAUUUGUCUUGAGUCUCAACGCACUGUUCAAAUUAAACAAUUUAGACAUGCCCCAACUACGAGACUAAGAAGUGAACGGUAUAGUACACUUUUGUCACAAAUUCAAGGGUAAAGUGCCCGAUGGUAGAGGUCUGGCUUCUCCCGGGUUUCUGGAACAAAAGAAGCGUUCGCGAGUAGACAGAGGGGUAACUCCCUGCCCUCCCCCUCCCAAAGUAAAUCAAAUCAAGGAAUAUGAGUGCCUGCAGACAAGUCUCGCUUCUUUUCUUCCCCUUCAUGGCUAGCGUUUGGGGAAGGCAAGGCUGCGGCUACUCUUCGGUGCUUCAGUGUCCCGGGAGGAAGAAAGGCCCAGACAAGGGUCCUCACAGCCGGCGUGGAAUUCGGCCGGUUCGUAGGCGAUCGACCCCAGAGACGAAAGCUGCUUCUCAAGCUGGGGGAGGGAGAGGAAACGGCGCACAAAAGCAGUACGACCUGUCCCUUAUCGGCGUCUAAGGGGAAGGGUGGAGAAAAUGAAAACAGAAGCGGGCCGGGCGCCUCGGCUCCCGCCCCAGCGCCUUUUAAACUGCGUUUCUACCUCCUCUCGCUCAGCGCGGCGGCUAAUGGAACCCGCGCGGGCCGUCCCGCCAAUCACCGCCGCGCUUCCUCCCGUCGCCCGCCAAUGGCGCCGCGCGUUCUUGGGGCGUGGGCGAAGCAAGCUGCUCGCCUCCUGCCUGUAGUGUGUAGGCUGGGGUUGGUGCGGGCUUCCAGCUUGGCUGCACUUCGUCCGUAGUUCGGCUCUGGGGUCUUUUGUGUCCGGGUCUGGCUUGGCUUUGUGUCCGCGAGUUUUUGCUCCGCUCCGCAGCGCUCCUACUGGGCAGGAGCCGUGAGGCUCGGAGGCGGCAGCGCGGCCCCCGGCCAGGAGCGAGCGCGCCGGCGUGAGCGGCGGCGGCGAAGGCUGCGGGGAGGGGGCUUCGCAGAUCCCCGAGAUGCCGGAGUUCCUGGAAGACCCCUCGGUCCUGACGAAGGACAAGUUGAAGAGUGAGUUGGUCGCCAACAAUGUGACGCUGCCGGCUGGGGAGCAGCGCAAAGACGUGUACGUCCAGCUCUACCUGCAGCACCUCACGGCGCGCAACCGGCCGCCGCUCGCCGCCGGCGCCAACAGCAAGGGGCCCCCGGACUUCUCCAGUGACGAGGAACGCGAGCCCACGCCGAUUCUCGGCUCUGUGGCCGCCGCCGCGGGCCGGAGCCGAGCAGCCGUCGGCAGGAAAGCCACCAAAAAAACUGAUAAACCCAGACAAGAUGAUAAAGAUGAUCUAGAUGUAACAGAGCUCACUAAUGAAGAUCUUUUGGAUCAGCUUGUGAAAUAUGGAGUGAAUCCUGGUCCUAUUGUAGGAACAACCAGGAAGCUGUAUGAGAAAAAGCUUUUGAAACUGAGGGAACAAGGAACAGAAUCAAGAUCUUCUACUCCUCUGCCAACAAUUUCUUCUUCAGCAGAAAAUACAAGGCAGAAUGGAAGUAAUGAUUCUGACAGAUAUAGUGACAAUGAAGAAGACUCUAAAAUAGAGCUCAAGCUUGAGAAGAGAGAACCACUAAAGGGCAGAGCAAAGACUCCGGUAACACUCAAGCAAAGAAGAGUUGAGCACAACCAGAGCUAUUCUCAAGCUGGAGUAACUGAAACUGAAUGGACAAGUGGAUCUUCAAAAGGCGGACCUCUGCAGGCAUUAACUAGGGAAUCUACAAGAGGGUCAAGAAGAACUCCAAGGAAAAGGGUGGAAACUUCAGAACAUUUUCGUAUAGAUGGUCCAGUAAUUUCAGAGAGUACUCCCAUAGCUGAAACUAUAAUGGCUUCAAGCAACGAAUCCUUAGUUGUCAAUAGGGUGACUGGAAAUUUCAAGCAUGCAUCUCCUAUUCUGCCAAUCACUGAAUUCUCAGACAUACCCAGAAGAGCACCAAAGAAACCAUUGACAAGAGCUGAAGUGGGAGAAAAAACAGAGGAAAGAAGAGUAGAAAGGGAUAUUCUUAAGGAAAUGUUCCCCUAUGAAGCAUCUACACCAACAGGAAUUAGUGCUAGUUGCCGCAGACCAAUCAAAGGGGCUGCAGGCCGGCCAUUAGAACUCAGUGAUUUCAGGAUGGAGGAGUCUUUUUCAUCUAAAUAUGUUCCUAAGUAUGUUCCCUUGGCAGAUGUCAAGUCAGAAAAGACAAAAAAGGGACGCUCCAUUCCCGUAUGGAUAAAAAUUUUGCUGUUUGUUAUUGUGGCAGUUUUUUUGUUUUUGGUCUAUCAAGCUAUGGAAACCAACCAAGUAAAUCCCUUCUCUAAUUUUCUUCAUGUUGACCCUAGAAAAUCCAACUGAAUGGUAUCUCUUUGGCACAUUCAACUUGGUCUCCUAUUUUUAAUAACUGUGUUGAAAAACAUUUGUGUACACUUGUUGACUCCAAGAACUAAAAAUAAUGUGAUUUUGCCUCAAUAAAUGUAGUAUUUCAUUGAAAAGCAAACAAAAUAUAUAGGAAUGGACUUCAUUAAAAUGUUUUUGAACUUUGGACUAGUAGGAGAUCACUUUGUGCCAUAUGAAUAAUCUUUUUUAGCUCUGGAACUUUUUGUAGGCUUUAUUUUUUUAAUGUGAGCAUCUUAUUUCAUUUUUGAAAAAAUGUAUAUGUUUUUUGUGUAUUUGGGAAACAAGAAGGGCGAAACAUGGUAGUGUAAUGUGAAGCUACACAUUUAAUACUUAGAAUUCUUACAGAAAAGAUUUUAAGAAUUAUUCUCUGCUGAAUAAAAACUACAAAUAUGUGAAACAUAAUGAAAUUCAGUAAGAGGAAAAGUAACUCGGUUGUACUUUUUGUAACUGCAACAAAGUUUGAUGGUGUUUAUGAGGAAAAGUACAGCAAUAAUCUUUUCUGUAACCUUUAUUAAUAGUAAUAUUCUUGUAGCCCUGUCAUACUCACUUUUUAAGACACAGUAUCAUGAAAGUCCUACUUCAGUGAGACCCAUUUACAUACAGUAGAUUUUUAGCAGAGAUCCUUUAGUGUAACAUACAUAUUUUAGAGAAUUGUUAGCUGGCUAUACAUGUUUUGAAAAGCUGUUUGGCUAGCUAUAAGGCUAUAAUUGGAAAUUUUUAUUUUUUAUUUACAGCAAAACAUUUAUUCAGUCAUCCAGUUUGCUACCAAAAUACCUUUUAGAUAAGUGUGUGUAUGUUUGUUUAGAAGUUAGAAAUUGUAAACACUGGUCUUAUGUUUCAUUUGGAUUCAUUAUUGCAUUGUCUUGUUACCAGAAACAAAUUUUGCCAGGCUUUUUUUGCCUUAUAUUUCCCAGCAUAAUUUGAUUA